UACUGGUCUCUUCGAAUCCCAAGAACCGUACUAUAUGAGGAUGAUCUAGAAGUUUAAGCGUAUUUUUCUCCAGUCGUAGUGCUUCAGCAACCUCCCGCAGACGACGUCGGCCCUGAAGACCUGAAGGGCUUCUCGCUAUUUCGACCUGCUUUACAGCGAUGAUUUCUCCCGUUGUCACAUUCAGAGCCAGGUAAACACGACCAUAACUCCCUUCACCUAUGAGUUCUCCCAGAGCCCAUUGGAAAGUUGCUGUUUCGAUGACGUCGUGAAAGACGACUCGGGAAAUGUCUUUCUUCAUCCCUUUGCGAUGGGGUGAGUGUCUGGGAAGGGUCUACCGGAAGACGGUCAUGGGUCACUGUGCGGCGAUCGGAGUUGGUAUGACGGUUUCGCGAGCGGAAGAGUGACAAUGACGGAAACCGGGAGGUGAGCGAAUUUGUGGAAGAUGAAACAGAAGGAGGUCGAACUGCCCAAGUUUUCGAGUCUGAAUCCAUAUGCAUGUCACUUCUCUCCGCGAGGGAAAACUGGGAAUUUCGAAUACGACACUCAGCAUCAGCGUUUAAAAGAUGUCAACGUUACUGCCGCGGGUACUCUGCCAUCGUUGGACGGUUGAUUCUUUAACAGCACUUUCAUCCCAAACUCAGUUCCGUGAUGGCGUGAGGUUCCUGAUGAUUGGAGAAUACGUGGUAACCGUAGUAUAGUAUGUAUUAAGUACAAGAGGUUGGGCUAUAUAAUGAUUCCAAAGAACAUAGUUAAUGUCGAUGAUACUGUGAACCUAGUCGUCGAUAGCUAUGGGGUUAUUCGGGCCACCUGGUGUCGAAAUCGUGUAAAGUCUCCGUAUCGGUGCCGGUGUUGCGGGUAAAGCGUGCGAGACGGUAUUUAGAAGUUGGGAAGAGGAUUUUGUCCUAGCCUUUGAUGAUUUCCAUAUGUUCGGUCAGCUAUCGAAGGAAGAGGAUCAUGAAACGUGAUUUACACACUUUGGAUGCACAAAAAUCCUGGGCACAAAUCUCAACAAUCUCAGCGGAGCCUUCAGGCUCACUUUCUGCUGUGAGGUCGAUGACCCGAGGCGGUAACUUCGAAACGGGGGUCUGAACGGGCUUCGGAAUUCUCCCCACUGCCAGUGAAGGUGGAAGUACACUUAAAUGCGUUCGUCUUUUGCGGUCUACGUGCAACAAAAGUGAGCCGGGAAUGGCUCGAUUUAGUCCAGAACCUACUGCGCAAGGGGGAGAUAAUGUUCGGAGUGGGUGGGCGUCGAAGCCUAGAAAGUAUGUGAUUGGACUUGUGGCGUGUUUUGGACCUGGUCUGGGGUUUUUCCAUGGAGCUGAAUGAAUGUAAGAUCAUCAUGUGUUUCUAAGGCUUUCCGCGGAGACCCCACCGACAAACUUUGGCGGCACACCGAAUCAGCGGGAAGAACUGUUCUUGCCACUGUUGUAAUGCCUCUGGACCGCCUUCUUUGUAGUAGGCACCUAUGAUCGAUUCAAAAGCGUCGCCAGCCGGUUUCAUUGGCCCUUCCAUGUCGAAGUGGCCAAGGCGAGCCAUGAUGUGAGCAAACGUCGCAUUUGCGGUCAAGGCGCUCCGCGCUUGCUAUUAGGGGAACUGAACAAGAUGUUCAAACUCGUCGCAGAAACCACAUACCGAGUAAUAGUGAGCUGUCCCCUCGCUUAGGAACCUGUACAAGCGUUGCGCAACGAAAGAAGUCAUAAGGGCGUCCCCGAGGAAUUCAAGUCUGUCGCGCUCAAGGCUGUCGCGUAACAUCUUGUUCCAUGAGUCGUCUGAUAGUUUCGGAAGCUGGAGGUGGAAAUGUGGAUUUUUAAUGAGCUCUACGAUGUUCCGUUGUAUGUGUUUAUAGCCUAGGUCAGGCAUGAAGGGAGGCUGAAUGAAGUGGUACUUACCUAAUCGUUACGUUCGACGCGUUCAACAACGUCGAGGAGAAGGCCACUACUCAUGGCUACAACUGCUGCUCAUACACCUUCCACUCGUUCACAGACGGAAAAGCCUGCCCCUAUUGAUAUAGCCGUCUUACAAAGUGCUAGCACAGUUCUUCAAGAGCAAUUCACGAAAGAUGCUCAGAUUAUUCCAGACCUUGGAGAUACUUUGACUGGUCAGGCUUCGUCUUCCUACACUAUCUCCCCCGACGACACUCGCGUGCCAUUUCAGAAGAGGAAGCUCGUUGGUAUCCCGGAAGGUCUUUUCCAGUACUAUAGCAGCACGAGUGUCAACUCACAUAUGGGAUUAAUACCCGAGAUCGAACGAGCUUGGGUAUCUAUCGACCACAAGUUGUUUUUAUGGGACUACAAUGAAGGUCAAGAAAUAAGUUCCUUCGUUGAUCAACCAUACGUAAUCACGCACGUCUCCGUCGUGAAACCGAAAAAGGGACUUUUCAUCGAGGAAAUAUCCCACUUACUCGUCAUUUGCACGCCAAUGUCGGUACUUCUCAUUGCGCUUUCUCUAUCCCCUGCGUCUGGUUCAGGUUCAGGAGUUCGUUCCCGAAAAGAAGUCAAACUGUACGCCACAGACCUCACCAUAUCCACCGAAGUGGAAAUGACUUCUGUUAUUGGUACACCGGAAGGUCGUAUCUUUAUGUGUGGUGUCCAAGGCGGAAAUCUCUACGAGCUGCACUAUCAGGAAAACGAGUCGUGGUUUGGGAAGCGUAUACAACUCAUUAAUCAUUCCAUUGGCGGAAUGUCGAGUCUGUUGCCCAGAUUUGCCGGUUCAAGUGUUGAAGACCGAAUAAUCUCUGUUGUUUCCGAUCACGCAAGGCACUGCUUUUAUACACUGACGGAGAAGAAUGUCAUUUCGAUUUACAAGCCCACAAGUGAUAAAUCGGUGCAGCAUGUUCAAACUCUGUCCAACCUCUAUAAGGCCGUGCAGGACAAAUGUCCGGGAGCACCGGCAAUCAAUCCUCAGACUUUCCAAAUCAUUUCUCUUCACCCUAUCAGCCCGUCGGAAUCUCGCAAUGGAGUACAACUUCUUGCGCUGACGGCCAAUGGAGUUCGACUAUAUUUUUCGCCCUCGACGUUCUCCAGUUACUCGUAUAGUACUGCCUCGAACCAAGGACCAGGCACUCGCUCGCUGCAGCUGGUGCACGUCCGGCUACCUCCCUCCAAUUUGAUUCACCCAGACGAGCAAGAAAAGCCGUACCGUCCGUCGGUCAAUGCAUACGGCGCUCCUCAGAAUCAUCCCCCACACCAAUCUCGUCCGUUCGUUGUCUCUGAGGUCGAUAGCUCUUGUUACAUCGGAGGGUUGACGAUAGCUGCCCAACAUGGAGACACCGAAACGUCCGAUUACCUACUGUGUAUGUCGCCAGAUCUGACACGUAUAGGCUCUUUAGACCAACUCAAUCUUACACAAUCUCAACCGCCGCAACCUACAUAUCCCCAAUACGGAAGUCAUGGGUCUACUGGUCGACCGCAACUGACGGAAUACGCGACGCUUCUUUCAAUACCCGGCAGAACGUGGGCUAUGGCUGCAGUUCCUCAUACCCCGGCUCCAAAUGGGCAGCCUCCGGAUUUCCCGAAUCCUGUGGUCACAAACGAGCUCGCGACUCAAUUUGUAGAGCCAGCCCAGCAAUUCAUGGUAUUGACCAACGUGGGCCUUACCUUUCUUGUGAAGAGAAGGGCUGUGGAUUAUCUCAGAGCAGUGAUAGAGGAGCUGCAGUCGGAGGGUAACAUACAACCCAUAAUAGAAUUCCGGGACAGUUUCGGUCGCAAUCAGACCUGUGCCAUGUUGCUUGGUAUCGCGUGCGGAAACAUAUUCUUCGAUGCUGAUGCCUCACCUGGCAUUAACACAAUCGGUCAGGAUAUCGCUUCCGUCGCCAAGCAAGCUUUUUACGACUUCGGUGAGAGGCCUAUAUGGUCGGAAAGAACGGUUUAUGGAAAGAGUGAAAACCAGGGCACUGCCAUCUACAGCGGAAGACGAGAAGGCUUAGCGUUAUAUUUUGCUAGACUGGUUCGUCCAAUCUACAAAUCUAAGAUAACAUCCCACGGGCCUUUAGGUGCUCCGCAAGCAGCCAUAUCGGACACUACGCUCCUCGCCGUUCAGAAAAAUCUUGUUUCCCUCAAAGAUCUGUUAGAUCGAAAUCCUCAUCUCUUCCAUUCGACUCCUGGAGACAGCGCGUCGUCACGUCCUCCAACCAUUGAACAAGACGCUUGGAAGGCGGAACAAACCUCGGUGUCUGCGUUGUCGUCGUUGUUGACGAGAUUCAUUGAGGGCCUUUCUUUUGUCUUACUCCUGUAUGACUACCACUUUGGCGAACUCAUCUCAAAGUGUGACAACGAGACCCAGAAGAUUGUCACUUCCCUGACGUUUGAAGAGCUCGUUACAACCCACAAUGGAUUAAAUGCCUCUAGAGCGUUGGUGAAUGUGAUUAUUGAUCAACAAAUUGGUCAGCAAAUCAGUGUGGACACCAUCAGUGAGGUGCUGCAAAAUAGAUGUGGAUCUUUUUGUAGCACCGACGAUGUCAUGCUUUACAAGGCGAAAGAAAAUAUACGCAAAGCGGCGGAAACAUCUAACCCCUCGGAGAGACAGAAAUGGUUUGCAGAAUCUCUUCAGUUGUACACGAAGGGAGCUCGUAUUCUAGAUUUAGAGAAGCUGAGAGAAAUAACUGGGGAUUUCCAGCUGCUGAAAUUUGCUCAAGGUGCUGUUGAGUUGCCCCUCAUUUGCGCGAAAGUCUUUGAUCAGGACGGCGUCGGCUUUGACUAUUGGCAAUCUGGAUCUACAAUGGACGACCAGCGUCGCGCCGCCUUCGAACGAAGAUUACACUGUUAUGAACUCGUUCUAGAUUCGCUUGCUGUUUUCGAACAGACCGACAGUUCACCUGAGUUGGAAGCUGUCAAGGCACAAGCAUAUAAUUUAUCUUUUGCCAGUGAUGAUCCGAUGUUCCAUUCAACGUUAUACGAAUGGUUGAUCGGAAGACAAUUGGCAGAUGAUCUGCUAGAGAUUCGUCCGCCUUUCCUAGAAUCCCACCUCCAGAAAGACCCUAUAACGGUUGAAAACUAUCAACUUCUUUGGAAGUUCUAUGUCAAGGAUGGGCGACCUUUGGAAGCGGCGAGGAUUCUCAGUAUCCUGGCCGAAUCUGACACAUUCAACCUAGACUUGAGUGCGCGGCUGGAGUACCUCACUCUCGCAGUUGGAAAUGCCAAGUCACAUCCAAUAUCCGCUGGAGGCAGAAUCGAAAGUGCCAUCGCUUUCCUGACUGAUCUAGAAGAAAAACUCGAAGUUGCCCAAGUACAACUCGAAACCUAUCAUACACUUCUCCCCCAUGCAGGUGAUGCUCCUGCAGUCGGUGAACGAAUCCAGCGGCUAUCCCAAAAGUUGCUCACCAUGUCCGAGUUGUAUCAAGAAUAUGCUAUUCCGUUUGACAUACCUCGACUCAAACUACUCUGUCUACACGUUUCUGAGCACCGUGAUGAAACCACACUUCGGCAAAUAUGGAAUCAAAUAUUUGACUCAAUAAUUGAAGUCUCUUCCGACCCUUUUGCGCAAGCAGACAAGGCGGUGUCGACAAUCGUUCCUCUAGGGCAGAGAUUUUACCCUUCUGAGUUUGCAUUCCCUCUCGGCCUCGUUUCUGACCUCCUGAUACGGUUUGCACUAGAACGAAAAGAAAGCCUUCCGAACGGUUGGGGACCGAGGAUUCUAAAGCAAUGCAAUGUGCCUUUCGUGGAAAUAUGGCGUAUCUUCCAUGAUGUCUACGAUUCUCAUCUACCACCGUUUAACUCGCAAGCGAACGUUCAAACACUUUCAUCUGACAUCGCCACACUGUUAUCGGAUUGGAUGGAGGAGGCGAAGAGACCGAGCUCUUCUGCCAGUCGGGAUAUACCCGUCACUCAAUUAGAUGCCGCUGUUGAGCAGUACUUGGCAGAGUCGAAUAGUGCUGAAACGAAGGCUAGUUAUGAAAACGUCAAAAGGCAACUGAGGAGAAAUUGGUAGUCAGCCUUAUUAUAUAUAGAUAUAUAUAUAUUACAACCAGUC
Marasmius oreades (fairy-ring Marasmius) is the source of this 5967-nucleotide messenger RNA. RefSeq lists its product as uncharacterized. Lineage: Eukaryota; Fungi; Basidiomycota; Agaricomycetes; Agaricales; Marasmiaceae. Gene Ontology annotation, cellular component: nuclear pore inner ring; nuclear pore. The record is from RefSeq and is a predicted model, not a curated record. Gene Ontology annotation, biological process: protein import into nucleus; protein localization to nuclear inner membrane; RNA export from nucleus. Bases 1942 to 5925 code for a protein of 1327 amino acids. The transcript has 21 exons. Gene Ontology annotation, molecular function: structural constituent of nuclear pore.